CGGCCGCGCCGCCGAGUGAGGCGGGCCCCCGGCGGCAGCGGAGCCCCGCCGCUGAGGGCCGAGGCUGCGGGGCGCGGCGCUGGAGGGCCGGAAGCAACAACUUUAUAUGGCUCAUGUCUGACAACAUGCACCACCAGUGGCUGCUGCUAGCUGCAUGCUUUUGGGUGAUAUUCAUGUUCAUGGUUGCUAGCAAGUUUAUCACAUUGACUUUUAAAGACUCAGAUGGCUACGGUGCCAAGCAAGAGCCAUUGAUACUGACAGCUGUGACAAAAGUGGAGGAGGUACCUGUGCCAGAGGAGAAACAUUGGCCUGAAGAAUUCCAGCCAACUGGAAAAGCUUUUUCUGGAAAUCUGAUCCGCCAGCCCCUGGUUCAUAUGGAAAGACUUGAGCUUCUCAGGAAUGUCUGCAGAGACACUGCAUUGAGAAAUCUCUCUCACACUGCAGUUUCCAAAUUCGUCUUGGACCGAAUAUUUGUGUGUGACAAGCACAAGAUCCUGUUUUGUCAGACGCCAAAAGUGGGCAACACUCAGUGGAAAAAAGUCUUGAUCGUUUUAAAUGGAGCAUUUUCUUCCAUAGAAGAGAUCCCAGAAAAUGUUGUACAUGAUCAUGAGAAGAAUGGCCUUCCACGCUUGUCCUCCUUCAGUGACUCUGAAAUUAAAAAACGACUGAAUUUAUACUUCAAGUUUUUUAUUGUUAGAGAUCCAUUUGAAAGACUUAUUUCUGCAUUUAAAGACAAGUUUGUGCACAAUCCUCGGUUUGAACCUUGGUACCGGCAUGAAAUUGCUCCUGGCAUCAUUCGUAAAUAUAGAAAGAAUCGCACAGAGACCAAAGGGCUGCAGUUUGAGGAUUUUGUGCGCUAUCUGGGUGACCCUAAUCACCGAUGGCUGGACGUUCAGUUUGGUGACCACAUCAUUCAUUGGGUAACGUAUGUGGAACUUUGCGCCCCCUGUGAAAUCACGUAUAGUGUGAUCGGACACCAUGAAACCCUGGAGGACGAUGCUCCGUAUAUCUUGAAAGCAGCUGGCAUAGACCAUCUGGUAUCAUACCCCACGAUUCCACCAGGCAUAACAGUGUACAACAAAACAAAAGUAGAGCGGUAUUUUUCGGGAGUUAGCAAGAGAGACAUAAGACGCCUCUACGCGCGGUUUGAAGGCGAUUUUAAACUCUUUGGUUAUCGGGAGCCAGAUUUCUUGCUUAACUGACGCCUAGGAUAAGCUCUGAAGAAGUGUCUCAUGGAUUAAUCUAAACCUGCGUGAAUACCAGCUGCAACACUGACAGAGCUGAGAAUGACCAUUUGUUUUCUAGCUUUUUGAUGUUGCUCCAUUUUUCAGUGAAAUAUUUGUCAUAUGAACAAGUAGGGGCUUAUAGUUGUUGUUUACUGACCAUGUUUUCAAUAUGUGACACUGCAAUCUGUUAGGAAUGAAGUCUCUGUUAUCUGAAAUGCAGAGUUCCACUUCUCCCCUCUUCCCUCCAGGAAAAAAGAGGGAGACCGAAUCUUCCCCUCCUUCUCCCAGACAGAAUGCCAUUUUUAAAAUGUUGUGAAGUAUUUAUAAAGAUGGCAAUUUCACUGUAGGUUAACUCUGACAUGUGCGUGAACUUGAUGAUUCAUGCUCAUGAGAAAGGCAUGUACUCUCCCAUGAGCUUUGAAAAUGAGAGGCCAGUACAGGACUAAAAAUUGAUUAAAUGCUUGACAAAUAAAAUCAUCUAAGUUCGGUCAUGUGGCUGCUAUAAUAACAGUAAUGCUGAUCUAAUCCCAUUCUUGUUUGUCACAAAAUGAACCUAAUUAGACAGAAGCUUUAGAGGUGUUAAAAAAGGGACUGGUUCCAGAGCCCAGUUGUCUUUGUAUUUUUGUCAAGUGUUUACUGUACUUACUACUGAUCUGUUGAGCCUCAUAAUUCUACUUUUGAUUUUCAAGAUACUACUUAACUCCUGGCUAUGUAAGUUAUCUGAGAACACCAGAUGCAAAUGGAGCAUAGAAGAAAUAUGAAACUGCUAGGGAAACUUUAAGGAAAAUUAAUUUAAAAUAAAGUAUUGUAUUUGCGGGAGCACUUAUAGAAAUCACGAGAUGCUCUCACACAAUUUAACUUGUUUUGUCUUCUAACAGUUAAGAUUAAUAAAGAAGCCACAAAAGCGGGAUGUCGUAUAAAAGAGCUGCUAGAGUUACUUGGAUUAACGAUCUACCUUUUUCUUAUGUCCAGCCUUGCUCAAUGUUCAGUACCUCAGAGAACAGAAAAUUUACCCCCCUCUGAAAAUUCAUCUCCCUACUGCUAAAGGAGACAGGAUGAAUCCCUGAUUUUUCCAGUGAUUCACUGCUGUGGUGUCCCGACUCAAAAAUGCCCAACAUUUGUGUUACCAAUGGGGUGAGUUGGCUACUUGCCAGGAGUUUGAAUGUCACUUAAAUUUAUGUACCCAUUUUAUGCAUUUAAAAAAAGGAAAACCAGAACUAAAUGGAUGCAGCCAUCAUAUUUGCCUGUGCUUGCAUUGUGUCUCAUAAAGAGCAGUCUCUUGUUUGAGUUCACCAGCAAUAAAAAUCAGUGCGCCGCCACCUCAUCCCGCAGGCUAUGGGAGAGAGAGACCACGUAUCUGAAAUACAGGAAUUGGUCUGUCAUAGUAAGCAUGUGAACUGUGUUUUUUAAAUCUUAGUCCCAAAGAUUAGUUUUCAGAUCAGCAUAAUGUUGCUGGCUAGAAAUGCUAAUGAUGGCCAGUGCUAUGGAAUCUGCUUUUAAAUCCAGCCACAGUAUGUUUUUGGUAGCUUCCUGUAUCAACACAAGGAAGCAUCUUGCACUUGGAAAAAGGAAAGCUGUGCCAAGCUGACAUGUGCUGCUACCCACAAAAAGGAAGCCCUGUUGUAGCUGGAAAUUAUUUCAGAAAGAUCUCAACAGACUAAUUGAAAUAAGGGAGAAUCAUUAACUGGGCAUCGUUAGCAAGAGAAUAGUCCAGGGUGACAAAGCUGAAAGGUGGGAUUUUUUUGAAAAAAAUUUUUUUUUAAAACAACAAUUACAGUGCCCUAACUUGUUAGUUCUUAACCAAUGAUAAAAAGAUGUUAACAGCUCCAGGUUUUUCUGUGAUUUUCUUAAUAUGGGAACUUAGCAAAAUGUACUGUUAAAUGCAUUUUGGAGCUAAUGACCUGAUUGAUUACCUCUCUGCUGAUUUAAAAUGUAACAGUGAAUAAUGUAUAGUAAAUUCAGGCCUUAAAGUUUAAUUCUAAUAAAGAUAAAGUAGAAUUGUUUUCCUCUGAAAGCAUAAGCUACUGAUCACACAGAAUGCCAAUGUAUGUUUUUAUUUUUCUUGGUAAAUUACUUAAUGUAUCGAUUGCUUAAAAAUUGCCAGGUGGAA
Messenger RNA from Gymnogyps californianus (California condor), 3336 nucleotides. RefSeq names its product carbohydrate sulfotransferase 10 (gene CHST10). Bases 114 to 1202 code for a protein of 362 amino acids. Gene Ontology annotation, molecular function: sulfotransferase activity. NCBI's taxonomy places the organism in Eukaryota, Metazoa, Chordata, Aves, Accipitriformes, Cathartidae. The transcript has 6 exons. Gene Ontology annotation, cellular component: membrane. Gene Ontology annotation, biological process: carbohydrate biosynthetic process; proteoglycan biosynthetic process. The record is from RefSeq and is a predicted model, not a curated record.